AUGCCUAUGUAUGAUGAUGAAAAUAAACCAUGGGGAAAAGCUGAAAUAGAAAAAUUAACUCAAGCAGUUGGAGUUUAUGGGGAGGAUUGGACAUUUAUUUCUGAAAAAGUUUUUUUAAAUUUAAGAUCAGGUUUGGCAAUAGCUGAAAAAUGGACGCGCAUAAGAUCAAAAUUAGGUGUUAAAGAAUCAAAUGUAAAAAAGAAAAUUAAAUUAGAAAAUGGUGAAGCUAAAGUUCGAAUAACUGAUUCUCAAAAAAUUGGUCAAAUAAAAAAUAUUAUUUCAGAUAAAACGUUUCAUACCCCAUCAAAAAAAGAAGAUAUUUCUUUAAUUCCUCCUAAUCAAUACUUUUCUGGUUCGACAAUUUCCUCACAAAGUGACUCUGAACAAGAGUCAAGUUAUCAGAGGAAAAGUCCAGUCCCCGUAAAACAAGUAUCUGUACGUUCUAAGACUAAAAAUAGUUGGACUAUAGAAGAAGAAGAUUUACUUGUAGAAGCUGUUAAACUUCAUGGCACUAGUUGGAAAUAUAUAUCAGAAAAUUAUUUUAAUUCUCAAAGAAAACCAAAUACUUGUUCUAAUAGAUAUCGACAAAUUCAUAGUCGAUAUGAUAAUCCUUCAAUAUCUCCAUGUGAAAGGACAAAAGGUUUAAAAAAUCAAAAUGUAAUCCGAUCACCUACUGAUCAAAAACUUGAUGAGACUGAAGAUACAAUGACUGGAUCAAGUAUAUCAACAAUUAGUGAAUUUUCUCCUAGUUGGGAUCAAGAAAUGUCAUUUUCAUUAUCUCUUAGUCAAGAUCAAGAAAUAUCUUUAUCCAUGGUGAAUGAAAUAAAUUCUUGGGUUGAUAUGGAAGAUGAAGCUCUUCAAACUGCCGUAUUAUUAUAUGGUGAUAAAGAUUGGGAUAAAAUAAAAAACAUUUUACCACAUAGAAAACAAGUAGAGCUAGUUGCUCGUUGGAUAAUUUUAAAAGAAAAGUAUCGACUUAUAUUACCUACAGACUUUAAUUCUGAACCUAAAAUAACCGUUCCAUUUACUGAAGAGGAAGAAAAUAUUCUAUCUCUUGGUGUUGCUUUUGAUGGUUUUAAAAAUUGGCAUAAAAUUGCUCAAAAACUACCUAGACGUAGCCUUUCUGAUAUGAUUAUUCAAUGGAAUAUAUUAACACAAAGGAAACGCGAUAGAGAUGCAUACAAGAAAAUGCAGGACGAGCAAGAAGAGCCUCAAUUUUUACAAUCGAAUGAUAAUAAAACUUAUGAUAAUGCAGAUCCCUGGGGUAUAAAUAUUGAUGAGAUAGAUUAUUCCAAAGCGCUUAGUCCAGCUGGGGAGUGGGAUAGAUAUAUGAAGCGCAUUGCAGAAUUGCACCCAAAUGAUGCGAUGGAUAUUAACAAUAGUUUUCAAUUUGACGGAUAUACUUGA
Dentiscutata erythropus is the source of this 1407-nucleotide messenger RNA. NCBI's taxonomy places the organism in Eukaryota, Fungi, Glomeromycota, Glomeromycetes, Diversisporales, Gigasporaceae. The record is from the annotation of a GenBank genome assembly.